UCAGAAAAAGAAAACAGAUAUUUAUUGCUUCUCCCUCCGUCUUCAAACGGCUUACACUUCAUCACCAGCAUCCGCCAGACCACCUCCACUUCCUUAUCAAAUUUUCCCUCCAAAGUGUUGGUGUUUUCCAGGUAAAAUCCAUGAUUUUCCCACCAACCAAACAAGAAUUAAGAGCAUGAAAAAUGGACUCCCUCAUCUUCAAGUCCACCUUCCUCCCUCCUCCACUCCCAAACCACAGAACAAAACCGCACAAAUCGUCAAAACCACCCAACAAAACCCGUAGAAUUAUCAUCUUCUCGUCGGUCUACCGGGACCCUUGGUCUCUCAGUGACGGAGACCCCGCAAGACCAAAACCCAAAUCCAAAAACCCCAAGCACCGACUCUCCGACGACGACGCACGGCGAAUAAUCAAGAAGAAAGCUCAGUACCUGAGCGUGUUGCGAAGAAACCAGGGACCACAGGCUCAGACACCCAAGUGGAUCAAGAGAACACCCGAGCAGAUGGUGCAGUACUUGCAGGACGACCGGAACGGGCAUCUCUACGGGAAGCACGUGGUGGCGGCGAUUAAGACUGUGAGGGCGUUGUCGGAGAGGAGAGGAGAGGAGUAUGAUAUGAGGAUGGUGAUGAGUAGCUUUGUUGGGAAACUGACCUUUAGAGAGAUGUGUGUGGUGUUGAAGGAGCAGAAGGGGUGGAGGCAGGUCAAGGACUUCUUCGCUUGGAUGAAACUGCAGUACCUGAAAUUCAGUGCUUUGUACUGUUUUCUUCCAUGUCAUGGUAAUCGAUCUGGUGUAUUGACAGACCUGUGCUUGAAACAGUUUAGCUAUCGCCCUAGUGUUAUUGCAUACACAAUUGUCCUGCGUGUGUAUGGGCAAGUUGGAAAGAUCAAACUUGCAGAACAUACUUUCUUAGAGAUGCUUGAAGCUGGAUGUGAACCAGAUGAAGUUGCUUGUGGUACCAUGUUAUGUUCAUAUGCUAGAUGGGGACAGCAUAAAGCCAUGCUAUCAUUUCAUUCUGCUGUACAAGAAAGGGGGGUCAUGCUUUCUGUUGCAGUUUACAACUUUAUCCUGUCGUCUUUGCAGAAGAAGUCACUCCAUGGAAAGGUUAUAGAAAUAUGGAAGCAGAUGGUGGUUAAUGGAGUGGCACCUAAUAAUUUUACAUUUACAGUGAUUGUCAGCUCACUUGUCAAGGAACAUCAUUACGAGGAAGCUCUCAGGACUUUCAAUGAGAUGAAAAAUCUUGGACUUGUGCCUGAGGAGGUAAUUUAUAGCCUGCUUAUUAGCUUAAGCACCAAAACUGGAAAUUGGGAUCAAGCACUCAAGUUAUACGAGGACAUGAGAUCCCUUGCAAUAGUUCCUAGUAACUUCACCUGUGCUUCACUUCUAACUAUGUAUUACAAGAUUGGAGAUUAUUCUAAAGCCCUCUCUCUCUUUUCUGAAAUGGGAAGAAACAAAAUUGCAGCUGAUGAAGUCAUUUAUGGUUUGCUCAUUAGGAUUUACGGGAAACUUGGUCUGUAUGAAGAUGCGGAAAAAAUGUUUGAAGAGACGCAGCAGCUGGGUAUACUUAGUGACGAAAAGACUUAUCUAGCAAUGGCACAAGUCCAUCUUAACUCGAGAAAUGUUGAGAAAGCUUUGGAUGUUAUUGCGUUAAUGAAGUCUAGAACUAUCUGGUUAUCGAGAUUUGGUUGUAUUGUUUUGUUGCAAUGUUAUGUUAUGAAAGAGGACUUGGAAUCUGCUGAAGCUGCAUUUCAGGCUUUAUCUAAGACAGGAUUUCCUGAUACUGGUUCUUGUAAUGACAUGCUCAACUUGUAUGCAAGAUUGGAGAUGACAGAGAAGGCUAAGGAUCUCAUUGCCCAUAUACGGAAGAAUCAGGUCGGUUUUGAUUUGCAGCUUUUGAAAACAGUAAUGGAAAUAUAUUGCGAACAAGGUAUGCUGAAAGAUGCUGAACAGCUGAUAGGAGAGAUGGCUACGAAUAGAUCAUUCAAGGGUAAUAACUUCAUUCUAACAUUGCAUGAGGUUGUUGGUGGACAAAAUAGCCAACAUUCAGAUUCUGAGGAAAAUCCUGAGGCCUCCAGUGAAUUGGACACCACAGCUCUUGCUGUAAUGCUUCGAUUGCAUUUGGCUGAUGGAAAAACCACUAAGACAGGAGAUAUAUUGAAGCUGUUGCUUGAGACUUCUGGUGGCUUGUCAGUAGUGACUCAACUUGUUAGCCGCUUUACUAGAGAAGGUGACAUAUCUAGAGGAAAAACACUUUAUGAUCUAACAGUCAAGCUGGGGUAUAAACUGAAUGAUGGAGCAGUUGCUUCUUUGAUCAGUUCAUAUGGGAAGCUACAAAAAGUGGAACUGGCUCAAGAGGUGUUUGCAGCAUAUGUAGAUUCUCCUGCAUGUGGGAAGUUAGUGUUUAAUUCGAUGAUUGAUGCUUACGCCAAAGUUGGUAGAUUAGAGGAGGCAUAUUUGCUUUACAAGGAAGUGAUUAAAAAAGGGCAUGAUCUGGGUGCUGUUGCUAUCAGCAUAAUUGUGAAUGCUUUGACUAACUGUGGCAAACAUCAGGAGGCACAGAAUAUUAUUCGUGGUACUCUCCAAGAUGGUAUGGAGCUGGAUACCAUUGCCUAUAAUACCUUUAUCAAGGCAAUGCUAGUAGCAGGUAAAUUGCAUUUUGCAACCAGUAUAUACAAGUGCCUGCUUUCUUCAGGAUGUACUCCAUCAAUUCAGACAUAUAACACCAUGAUUAGUGUGUAUGGACGAGGUAGAAAGCUGGAUGAUGCGAUUGAAAUGUUCAAUUCUGCUCGCAAUUUGGGUGUCUCUCUGGAUGAGAAAGCUUACACGAACAUGAUUAACUUUCUUGGCAAGGCUGGUAAGAUCCAUGAAGCAUCUCGCCUCUUCAGUGAAAUGCAGGAAGUGGGGAUAAAGCCAGGGAUGGUUAGUUGCAAUAUCAUGAGCAAUGUAUACGCAAUGGUGGGACUCCAUGGUGAAAUUGAGAACCUAUUUGUAGCCAUGCAAAGAGAUGGUCCCUCCCCAGACUCAUUCACCUUCCUCUCCCUCAUUCGAGCAUAUGCGGCGAGUUCGAAAUACUCGGAAGCUGAGGAAACCAUUAAGGUUAUGCAAAAAAAAGGCAUUCGUCCUUCUUGUGGACACUUUAACCACUUGCUCUCUGCUUUUGCCAAAUCAGGCAUGAUGGGGGAAGCGGGGAGGGUUUAUAAGGAAAUGCUGACAAGUGGUUUUAGUCCUGAUGUUGCUUGUAAUCGGACAAUGCUAAGAGGCUACAUGGACUAUGGACAUGUAGAAGAAGGCAUCAGAUUUUUCGAACAGAUCCAGAAAUCGUUACAACAAGACAAAUUCGUCAUGAGUGCAGCUGUUUACUUGUACAAGUUUGCAGGAAGGGAACUUGAAGCUGAAGCUGUUCUGAAUUCGUUGAACAGUUCAGGUGUCAGGUUCCUGAACGACCUUCAAGUUGGGUCGAAAAUAAAACUUGGCUAGCAUGUAACAGAAACUGGAUAUUUGUUACUGUUACAUAGACGAGUGGAAAGGCAUUCUCACCAUUUGGGGAUGGACCAUCAGCAUCUACCAAAGCAGCAAGGUGGAUUACUAGUCAGUGACUUUACAUGAGUUUAAAGAUGCAUUCUGUGACUAGUAACAGACACCGUUAUUGAAUGAAGAGCUGAAGCUGCAAUACUUGGUCGAUGUAAUUGUUAUUUGAUAAUUUCGUUGUAAAUAUCCAUGUAAAAUCCCCUCAACUUUUGAGGGUUUUGAGCAUUCAUAUAUAUUUUGUAUCUCGACUAAAUCGUUAUAUUUGGAAUGAAAAUAUUUAGCUAAA
Messenger RNA from Tripterygium wilfordii, 3810 nucleotides. RefSeq names its product pentatricopeptide repeat-containing protein At5g27270. NCBI's taxonomy places the organism in Eukaryota, Viridiplantae, Streptophyta, Magnoliopsida, Celastrales, Celastraceae. The coding region runs from base 183 to 3473 and encodes 1096 amino acids. The record is from RefSeq and is a predicted model, not a curated record. The transcript is spliced from 8 exons. Gene Ontology annotation, molecular function: protein binding.